Fonsecaea erecta is the source of this 1218-nucleotide messenger RNA. RefSeq lists its product as hypothetical. The record is from RefSeq and is a predicted model, not a curated record. NCBI's taxonomy places the organism in Eukaryota, Fungi, Ascomycota, Eurotiomycetes, Chaetothyriales, Herpotrichiellaceae. The transcript has a single exon. The coding region runs from base 1 to 1218 and encodes 405 amino acids.
AUGCCGAAACGCACCCUCUUCACCAACAUCACCCCUCUCCCCCCUCAGGUCUCGCGCGAGGUCGCCAUUGCUAUGCUGCACAACCACGAUGAGAUGAUCGAGCUGAACCCGCUGGUCAUCGAACACCACCCGAUCAAGACGCCACGAGACGCCCCGGCCGACGAAUUCUUGGACUGUGCCUGGCAGGAGCUGACGGACAAGAUCCAUUACCUGCCCGGCGGGAUGAUGAAGGGGAAAGUCAGCUACAAGGCCUGCUUCCACGACACGCCCAAUGGACUCCAGACACACAUCUACGCCCCCAUGGGCCUGGACAUCCGGGAAAAAUGGUCCAUCGGAGGGUCGCUGCCGGGCGAGCCCCCGGAGCCGCGAGAACUGGGCAUCGAAGUCCCUCGCACGGGCCUCUACAUCCGCGAAGACGGCGACAUGAGGUGCAACAUGCUCCUGACGUCGUUUGUGCGCAAGAACCUCGACAACUCCCACAAGGUCCUCGUGGAACGCAUCCUCAAAAAGGCUGAGCGCCUCGAGGAAACCGUCCAGACCAUGGGCGUCCCUGCGACCCCUGCUCCCGACACCCCUCGCUUCCAGUCCGGCUCUCACAUGUCGAGCUCGCAGAUCCUCAACGGCCCGAGCAUGUACCAACGGCCGAUGUCGCCUCAAAUGCUGUCGCCGCAGCAAGACAUGGGCUGGCAGACCAUGGCCCUCCACCCGGCCUUCCGGUCCGACGACAAGCGAAUGAGCACCUACAGCCUCCCUCCGUAUCAAGCCAACGCCCAACAACGGAUGAGCUACUACGCGCCCCUGAAGCAGCCCGAUCCGCCAAAACAGUUUGUGGCCGAGCUGCCCGGGUCGACGUACCACACCGGCCACCUGGUGCCCCCGGCCCACAACACUCCGCCCCUGGACCACCGGAUGAGCAUGGUGUCUGAACUGUCCGGGUCUGAAGGGACGCUCAUGGGCUCGCCCAAUCUCCAGGCCCAGUCCGACCAGAGCAGCCAGAUAACCGAGAACUUGAACAACGUCCAGCGGCUCAGCAUGAAGGACUAUUCACAGGAAAGUGCUCCCUCGAUCGCGUCGGGCAUGUCGGGGCCCCGCAGCUACUCGGAUCGGACGAGCGUCAUCUCGGAGCUCCCCUCGUCACCACCGCAACAACAGCAGCAAUGGUCGGAGAACAGAUUUUACCAGCAGCAACAGCAGCAGCAGCAGCAGGCCCCACGGUAG